CCCCCCCCCCCCCCCCCCCCACCCCCCCCCGCCGCCACGACGUUGGCACGCACCCUUCGUUGCUCUCGCCAGCGGCGCUCCGCAGCGUCAUCCCUCCCCCUCCCCCGCCACCGUUCAUUGGCUGACGGUACCGCGCUUUGGACUGCUCGCGGCCGCCACUGCUGCAUCGCCGUGACAGCAGCGCGAGAAGGAAGCUAGGCCGUCGUCGCCGAGAGAGUGCGCGUCAGUGUGCCGAAAAAGAGGGUGGUGUCGCUUGUACGACGACGAGUGUAUGAAGGUGGGCUCUCCUCUCUCUCCUCCUUCCCCCUUCUGUGGAAAAGGUGCUUUCGUGCAACGAACACGGAGUGCUGAUCGACACUCGUCACCUCUUCGCGCGUACACAGGAAGGUAAAAGUUAUCCGUAAAAAAGUUAGUGUCGUCUGCGGUCUCUCGCGCUGCUUGUCGCCAUCUCUCUUCCUAUACUCCUGCCCUCCACGUUCACCUUCCUCCUUCAGUCUUGUCACACUCUUUAACUUUUCCCCGAACUAGCAGUCGAGCGUCGUUGGCAUAACGUGCGAAGUAGAAACCGUGAAAACGGUGUGAAGAGGUGACAGAGAAGAUAAGAAGAGAGCGAGAGAGAGAGAGAAAGAGAGAAAAGAAAGUGCGCGCGUGAGCGCGCACUCUCGUGCGAUGUGAUAAUCGCGUGUGCGACUGUUAUUGAUGUGCGAAGUGGUGUUGACGAGGGAAACGACAUCAACGGCGACUACCCGGGCUAACUUCAGGCGGUGGCGGAGGAGGAGGAGGAAAAUCGCCGGAGAGAUACCGGCCAACCUAACCUAGUAGACGCAGUAGGAGUAGCAGGAGAGAAAGAGGCAGCGGGGACGCAACCUUCUCAAAUCGCGGUGUAGGUGUGGAGGCGGAGGUGGAGGCGGUCGAGAAGGCUUCAGAAUGAGCGGACGACCGAGAACCACCUCCUUCGCCGAGGGUAACAAGCAGCCUGCGAAUCCGCCCCUCGGCGGUAUGAAGAUAAGCAGUGGUGCAAUGUACCCUGCAGGCAAGGAUGGCAGCAAGGUAACGACUGUAGUAGCGACUCCUGGUGCUGGUCCGGAUCGUCCUCAGGAAGUCGCAUACACCGAUACCAAGGUCAUAGGCAACGGCAGCUUUGGUGUGGUAUAUCAAGCGAAACUCUGCGAUUCGGGAGAGAUGGUUGCUAUCAAGAAGGUUCUCCAGGAUAAACGAUUUAAGAACAGGGAAUUACAAAUUAUGCGACGCCUCGAACAUUGCAACAUUGUGAAACUCAAAUAUUUCUUUUAUUCUAGUGGUGAUAAGAACAUCUUAACCGCGACUAAUCCGGUUUUUCACGUUGACAAGGACGAGGUUUAUCUUAAUCUAGUCCUGGAAUACAUACCCGAAACUGUGUACAAAGUCGCUCGACAUUAUAGCAAAAGCAAGCAGACGAUACCAAUCAGUUUCAUCAAAUUGUAUAUGUAUCAACUGUUCCGUUCGUUGGCGUACAUCCAUUCGCUGGGUAUUUGUCACAGGGAUAUAAAACCACAGAAUUUGUUGCUAGAUCCGGAUACUGGUGUCUUGAAGCUAUGCGAUUUUGGUUCAGCUAAACACCUUGUGAAGGGCGAACCAAAUGUGUCCUAUAUCUGCAGUCGCUACUAUCGCGCACCUGAACUCAUCUUUGGUGCUAUUGACUACACUACAAAAAUUGAUGUUUGGAGUGCAGGUUGUGUGCUAGCAGAACUACUGUUAGGUCAACCAAUAUUUCCCGGUGAUAGCGGUGUCGAUCAACUGGUAGAGAUUAUCAAAGUCCUUGGUACGCCUACGCGCGAUCAGAUACGUGAGAUGAAUCCCAACUACACCGAAUUCAAAUUUCCACAAAUUAAAUCACAUCCCUGGCAAAAGGUGUUCAGGGCGCGCACUCCACCGGAAGCGAUGGAUCUAGUGGCACGACUCUUGGAGUAUACACCGUCGUUGCGCAUGACACCAUUGCAAGCAUGUGCGCAUUCAUUCUUCAAUGAAUUACGCGAACAAGGCACGCGGUUACCAAGCGGCCGUGAAUUACCGCCGCUUUUCAAUUUCACCGAGCAUGAGCUGCGAAUUCAGUCGAUUCUCAACAGCAUACUGAUACCCAAAUACAUGCAAUCGGCCGCCGCCACCACCGGUACAGAGGGGAAUCCCGGCGGGGGCGGCGGAGGCGGAGGUGGCCAGUCGGACGCCACAGGCGCCGCUGCCAGUGCUAGCGACGAGGACAAAGAUGCCAAGGAAACAAAGGAGCUGGAGACUCAGGAGCAGCAAGUGGUGGACGGUGAAUAGAAAAUGGUUGAUGGAGAUCACAUCGCGCCCCAGUUGGAACAGGAUUAUGAUUUUCCCGAAUGAUAUAAGGAACGGCGGAUAAUGAUAAACCAAGGUAACACCCACAAUCGAAAGCGCAGUGAGUCCUUAACAUUUAAAACACGAAUGUACGAUAUUAGGGA
This is a messenger RNA of Acromyrmex echinatior (Panamanian leafcutter ant), 2462 nucleotides long. RefSeq names its product glycogen synthase kinase-3 beta. Gene Ontology annotation, biological process: positive regulation of proteasomal ubiquitin-dependent protein catabolic process; signal transduction; negative regulation of canonical Wnt signaling pathway. Gene Ontology annotation, molecular function: protein serine/threonine kinase activity; ATP binding. The record is from RefSeq and is a predicted model, not a curated record. Gene Ontology annotation, cellular component: cytoplasm; nucleus; cytosol. NCBI's taxonomy places the organism in Eukaryota, Metazoa, Arthropoda, Insecta, Hymenoptera, Formicidae.